Molecule: messenger RNA, 2916 nt
Organism: Ogataea philodendri
Lineage: Eukaryota; Fungi; Ascomycota; Pichiomycetes; Pichiales; Pichiaceae
Exons: 1
Coding region: 1-2916 (971 amino acids)
Biological process (GO): protein export from nucleus; protein import into nucleus
Cellular component (GO): cytosol; nuclear envelope
Molecular function (GO): nuclear export signal receptor activity; small GTPase binding
Source: RefSeq, a predicted model, not a curated record
AUGGCGGAUAUUGCAACUGUGUCUCAACUGCUAGAGAAAUCGUUGGCUCCUUCUACUGCAAAGAUUGCAGAAGAAAGCUUACGAGCAGUCGAAGGGCAACAAGGUUUUCCCUCAACCCUUUUGCAUGUGGUCGCAACUAGUGAUCUGAGCAUUCCAGUGAGAUUGGCUGGGUCACUUUAUUUCAAAAACCUGAUCAAACGGAAAUGGAUUGACGAAAAUGGUGUCUAUCGAUUACAUACAGACGACGUCCAAAUUGUGAAGACGCAAAUCGUUGCAUUGAUGAUUCAGUUACCGGAUUCGCUACAAGUUCAAAUAGGAGAAGCCGUGUCUCUCAUCGCCGAAUCUGAAUUUCCCGAGCUUUGGCCUGAUUUGAUUGACGAACUUGUUGGUAAACUUAGCCCAGAUAAUAUGCACACCAACAAAGGUGUUUUGAAAGUGGCACACUCAAUCUUCAAGAGAUGGAGACCGUUAUUUGGAUCCAACGAACUGUACUCUGAAAUCAACCUUGUACUAUCGAAAUUUGCACAACCAUUUCUUGAAAUUUUGAAGAUGGUGGAUCAUUUGAUUGAAGAGAACGUCAACAACAAAGACAAUCUGGCUCUAUUAUUUGAAAAUUUGCUUCUAUUGGUGAAGAUCUACUAUGACUUGAACUGUCAGGACAUCCCAGAAUUCUUUGAAGACCAUUUGCAGGAAGGGAUGGCCGUUAUUCACAAGUACUUGAAAUAUUCCAACCCACUACUUCAAGAUUCGGACGAGGAUGAUGAAAUUGAUAUUCUCACAUUGGUCAAAACUAGUUGUUGCGAGUUGAUUCAACUGUACACUACGAGAUACCAAGAAGAAUUGGGUAGUUUGAUUACUGAGUUCAUCAAAACUAUUUGGGAUUUGCUCAGUUCCAUUGGUCCCCAGCCAAAGUAUGAUAUCUUGGCUUCGAAAUCGCUCCAAUUUAUGACCAUUAUUGCAUCUCUUGAAGCAUACAACAGCGCUUUGAAGUCUGAAGGCGCGCUUAAGGAGAUAAGUGAAAAGAUAAUUCUUCCAAACGUUCUAUUAAGAGAGUCAGACGAAGAGUUGUUUGAAGAUGAUCCAAUUGAAUAUACAAGAAGGGAUCUUGAAGGAUCAGACUCUGAUACAAGAAGAAGGGCAGCCACCGAUUUCUUGAGAGCUUUGAAGGAAAAUGAAGAGCAAGAGGUUACCAAGGUUGUAAUGACUUAUGUCAAUCAUUAUCUUUCCGACUUCCAGUCAGACUCUUCUCAUUGGAAAUCGAAAGACCUGGCCAUCUGUUUGUUCAGUUCGAUCGCUGCAAAGGGAUCUAUUACUAAUGCCGGAAUUACAUCUACCAACUUGCUUGUUGAUGUUGUCAACUUCUUUUCCGAGUUUGUGGCUCAGGAUCUGGUCAAUCAGGUUUCACACCCAAUUUUGAAGGUCGAUGCUAUAAAAUACAUCUUCACAUUCAGAAACCAAUUGACAAAACAACAAUUGAUUGAGGCUUUCCCUUUGCUUUCAUCUCAUUUCCAAGAUAGCAACUAUGUUGUUUAUACAUAUGCCGCCAUCACCAUUGAGAAGAUUCUAUCGUUGAGAAAUCCUGCUAGCCAUCAGCAAUUAUUAUUUGGCAAAUCAGACAUCCCUUCGGCAGUUUUUGAAGAUCUUUUGAUGAAUCUGUUCAGACUAAUGUUUAGCAAGGGCGAUUCCCCAGAAAAGCUUGCAGAGAACGAGUUCUUGAUGAAGUGUGCCAUGAGAAUUUUGCUAACUGCAGAAGAUUCUUUGGGUACUGUUGCACCACAGCUACUGCAGCAGUUGAUGAAGAUUGUCGAUAUCAUUGGGAAAAAUCCUUCAAAUCCAAAGUUUUCGCAUUACACUUUUGAGUCUAUUUGCGUCAUAAUCAAGUUCAACAACAGUCAAAUCACGAGUAUUUUCGAAUUGAUCAAGCCCUGUCUUCUAUCUGUUUUGAGUCAAGAUAUUCAGGAAUUCAUUCCAUACUCAUUUCAAAUUCUAGCAUACUGUCUUGAAAACUUUCCACACACAGAGAAGAUUCCAGUUGAGUACGAGCAGCUCAUCAAGCCUCUUUGUUCGCCGGCAGUCUGGGAGUUUAGGGCAAAUGUUCCCGCAAUUGAGAGACUUUUGUCUGCAAUUAUCAAGGCGCAGCCAACUGUUUUCACAUCUACCUCUUCUCUGACGCCUAUAUUGGGUGUGUUCCAGAAACUUAUUUCUUCAAAACUGAACGAUCAUUUAGGAUUUGACUUUUUGGAGGCAAUCUUACUCAACAUCGAUAUCUCUUAUCUCAAUCCGUUUAUGAAAGAGAUUGCAAUGAUAUUGCUUUCUCGUCUUCAAACUUCUCGGACAGAGAAGUUUGUCAAAAGAUUUAUUGUCUUUUUAAGUUCUAUCGCUGCAUUACCUACCUCAAAUGACCCAGCAUUCAAGAAAAAUCCACUGAACUCGUCUUUUGUCAUCCAGUUCAUAGAGAAUGUUCAAGUGGGUAUUUUCCAACAGAUUCUGACUAGUGUUAUCACGCCAACCAUUGAAUCAUUCAACAACUUGCUUGAUAAAAAGAUUUUAAUUGUUGGGCUGGUCAACCUUAUCACCGAGCAAUCACAAGUAUUGGGGCUGGAGAACUUUAAGCUUGUCCUGUCUAAGCUUCUUAGGAUUUCAUCAUCUGACAGCAUCAAAAACUACAAAAACUUUAAUGAGAAUGUGGAGCUGCUACUUGAACUUGAAAAUGAUGAGCUUUCAUUUGGGUCCAGUUUCAAUCAAUUAAACAUCAUUCAGCAAAGACCAUUUGAUCCUGUGAAGGAGAUCAGCUCAAAGGAAAUGAUAUCAACUUAUCUCCGCACCAAGUUGACUUCGUUCCCAAAUAUUCAAGCUGUUUUGGUCACUUUAGAUCAACCGGAUCAAGAGCUUGUCAGAUCAUUGGGUAUUUCCUGA